AUGGAGAAGUUAUUGUUCAGUUUGUUAACAACUCAGGCCCUUGCUUUGUGCUCCUUCACCCAGCAUUGUGACCAACCUCCUUAUAAUUGUGACACUCCGAAACCAGUAAGCCCACCAUACCCUCCUUUUAUGGAAAAUUUCACAGCUCCAUAUGCAUGUCCCACAUUUUUAGGUCAAGAAGUUUGUUGCAAUGAUGACCAGAAUGCAGCUAUGAAUUAUAAAUAUUUUCUAUUAGACGAGACAUUUGGGCACACUGUGGGUGGAUGCGAUAUUUGUGCGUCUAAUAUGAAAUAUAUGUGAUGCCACUUUACAUGCAAUCCUAAUCAAGCACAAUUUGUUCAAGCGGGACCAGUAAUAUAUGUCCCUAACCCUGUAAGUCCUCACUCCCCCAUCCUUGAUCGAACGGCUUGCCAUCGUUCGAUCAAGGAUGGGGGUUAAAAAAAUUUUUUUUUAUAUACUUUUAAAUAAGAGGGUUAAGAGUAUUUAAUAAUUAUUUUUAUAGCAAAAAAAAUUGAAUUAAUUUCAUAAGAAUACCAAUUUUUAAUAUUUUGAUUUUUUGAUUACCCCUUUAAACUGUAUAAAUUUUAAUUUGUUCCUUAUUGAAUUAAAAAUUUUAAAUUUUAAAGAAUCUCUAUUUUUAGAUUAUUGAGUUUUUAAGCCGAGGUUGAUGACUAAAGCACUUAGGAUGGUUGAUUCCGUAGCUUUUUGUCGUCUCAAAGCCUCUGACAACAACUUCAUUAGACACACAUCUUCCCAAGCUUUUGAUAACUUAUAUAUUUUUCCAUAUAUAAAAAUUUGCAUGAUAUGAAAAUCGUUCGAUCAAGGAUGGGGGCCAGCAAAAAGUCCUGACAAUGCUUACUAAUUUCACAGUCACAAAUUCUUUAUCUUGCGAACUUUAUCAAUCCUGCCAAAAAUGCCCUUACGUCACACAAGUUUCAGCAAUGCAAAGUCCUGAAGGCUUUUUACAAUUUCAAGGGUAUGAAGGGAUUUCUAUUGAGUUUAUUUGGACAACUUUUCUGUUUUCUGAUGGGCCUGAAGCUUUGGAUUUAGAACUUUUGCCUUGUAAUACAAAUGUGACGAGCAUGUUUGGGUAUAAUAUUCAGCCAUGCACAUGUAAUAACUGUCUGAACUCUUGUGCAGCAAGUUAUUAUGUGUCUUCUCCAUCAACUCUUGAAGGGCUUGAUUGGCCUCUGGUUGGAAUUGCUUAUUUGGUGAUUCUUGGGGUUUCUAUGAUAAUCUUUUUUUCAAAGUAUGCUUGGAAAAAGCAUCAAGAAAAGAAAAUGAGAGAUAUUCAGCCUUAUGAAGAGCAUCAGCUAACGGACAGUUUGAAUAGCUCAGCUUCUUAA
Messenger RNA from Blepharisma stoltei, 1346 nucleotides. The record is from the annotation of a GenBank genome assembly. NCBI's taxonomy places the organism in Eukaryota, Ciliophora, Heterotrichea, Heterotrichida, Blepharismidae.